Hippoglossus stenolepis (Pacific halibut) is the source of this 9751-nucleotide messenger RNA. RefSeq names its product La ribonucleoprotein 1, translational regulator (gene larp1). Gene Ontology annotation, molecular function: RNA cap binding. Gene Ontology annotation, biological process: mRNA stabilization; positive regulation of translation. The transcript is spliced from 21 exons. Bases 3648 to 6464 code for a protein of 938 amino acids. Lineage: Eukaryota; Metazoa; Chordata; Actinopteri; Pleuronectiformes; Pleuronectidae. Gene Ontology annotation, cellular component: cytoplasmic stress granule; cytosol. The record is from RefSeq and is a predicted model, not a curated record.
CACACACACACCUACUCUCAGCUGUUUCGAAUUAGCCCUCUACUUAAGUUGUCUGUCCGAGUUGCUUUAUCUGUGUCAGUGUUGUGUCUGGACUUGGCGAUAGAGGCACAUCUCUCAGACUCCGCAGCACGGCCGUUCGCUCAGGGUGUGGAUUGUUUGCAUCAAGGAUGUGUCCCCUCACUGGUGUUUAAAAAAUGUGACUAUAGCCAAAACGCUCAAUUCACAUGACAGGUCAUAUUAAAUAUGUCACAUUCAAUUUGCAUAAUGUCCCGUUUCUGCAAGUAACUCUGACUAGUUGGUUAUCUCCUCCUUUUUUAUAUGGGAGGAAGAUUUAGUUGAGUGAGUUUAAGUUUCAAGGUAAGACACAAGUCAUUGCAAUUUCAAACCUGCUGUUCCGGUAAGAAGAUGUUUUUAAUGAGUGGGAACAACAAAAAGCUGCAGUGUGAACCGCAGACAUUUUUCUAUGGUUAUGAAUUAGUUUGCUUCUCUCACACUUUGCUGUGCCAAACCUUUUGGCUCUGCUAGAGCCUCACAGCCACGGAUAAAGCAGCCAGUACUGUAUGCUUCGUCAGUUUGUCCAGUUGCUUCAGAAACCCUCUUCACGACACUUUAGUUGUUGGACUGGUUGUCCAGUAGUUGUUCAAGUUUGCCACAGUGAGAAAGUAAUCUGGGUUUGACCUUUUCUCUUUAGCUCUUUUUUCAUUAACUUUUCUUGUGUACAACUGAAUGCACCACUGUAAAUGUCUUGCAGGAGAAACUGUCUCCUAAUGUACACCCCUAUCUCUGAAUGUAAUGAUUAAUGCGUCUGCUCCCCUCUCUAUGUGAUACUGGCUUUUCACCCAGCCUUCGGGUGUGGACAUUUGGAACAUGUUUGACCUCUGAUGAGGUCAGAAAACACCCUUGUGCUUUUUGAGAAUAACCUCUCUGUGUUGACUUCCACUAUUAUAGUACCGCUAGGGCUGGAGAAUAAAUAAAUAAUAAAGUGACAUUUAUCGGGAUAAUUAUUUUAUCAUAUCAACAGAUUUUUUUUUGGACUUGAUAUAAUUUUUGAUCAUAUGGCCCAGUCCUAAGUUCUGCUUGGUAGCCAUGUUGACCCUGACCCACCUGUGACCCCCGUCAAACCAAGCUUCGACUUUCUCUAAACUGUCCGGUUUAUCAUGUGAAUGUCUGUGCUGGUGUAUGUGCGUGUAUAUGUGUAUAUCUUUAAAUUAAUAUCUGUGGUUCUGCUUUUAUUACGUAGCAGCUACAGGAAAUGCAGUGUAGUUUUCAUGUUUGGAUGAAGAGCUGUAGUCAAGUGGUUUGUGAUGCAUGUCAUCAAGGUCAACAGUGUUGUUUACCUCACCUGUGAAUUCAGCACUAUGCCAGCAAUACCUCAGCCGGCGGCAAAUAUGUCCAACCUACUGAGCAACAUCAGAACAGACAUGAAAUGUGGCACAAGUUAAUAUCCCAGGGAAAUGAUUUUUGAAGGUGCUUAUUUAAAUUUAAAGUUAAAAUCAUGAGUCAUUGACAUCACACAGUUGUCAUUAUUUUUUAGUUUGGAGGAAUUUGGAGUUAAACAGUUUGCGUUCAGCAUGAAUGCCUGUGAUGUUAAGAGAGAUUUGAUAUUUGGUUUAGUCACAUGUUGCAUGACCUUAGUUUUGCAUUCUUGUCAUGUGUGUGUUGUAUAUGUUGCUCAGCAGACGUGGGGAGAAAACCUCCCAGCCCACUGCUGUCUGAUCUUUUGACUCUGCAAGAAGUGAUGUCACCAGGCUGAGCAUGUGACGCCGGGGAGAAUAUUUGACGUGUGUAUGUGUGGAGCAGGGAGGCAGGCGGUCUGUGGCGUUCACCCUGACUGUCGUUUCCUCCAUAUUUGGAUCUUAAAGGCUUCCCUCCUCUGUCGUCACCCUGCUCCGCUCUGCUGUGGAUGUGAGACUGUCAGGAAGCAAGCAGCUUGUGAAUAAAACUGCAGAGCAACCCUUCACAUCAGAAGUUAUUUGAGAUUUUGAUUGGGAUAAUGUCAAACCAUUUAUACGGCGAUUUCAACAUGAUUAUCGCACCUCCUCAUUUAGACAUAUUUCCCCCUCUCAGCUCUCUUCAGUGCCUUUUUAAGGAACUUUGUGUGUCUCAUGUUGAGCAUUUAAAGAAGUCCUGGCAAUGUUUAUCAUUCCUUUUAUCGAAAGAGAAAUUAAAAAAAUGUUUUGAAAUUUAAAUGUUUUCAUAAUAAGGGGUUGUUUUAAUUGGACCCUGACUUCUGUGGAUUUUGUUAAUCAUCAUGUGAGGAAGUUGUCAGACUGCUGCUUUUUCCACUACAGUCACUGGGAAAUCCCAGAAUCCAACACUUGCCUAAAUAAGUAAAUCUUUCGAGUACGGUCUGACUUACAAUACAUGUGGGAGUAUGAAGAAAACCCACUCGACAAAGCCAAAAAAAAGUCCCAGCAUCUGGUGGAGGACUGGGCCGGUUUCCCAACACCACCACUGUGUUUAUCUAAGCCUGCAGAGCCGACGUGGCACAAGGUUUAUUUAAAGGUUUCAACAGUGAUAAACCCCUUUGGGGUUUGGAGCAGGUAUCUGCCCUGCUGUGGGCUGUAACACCCAUGGGAAAUUGAAUGUGGACUCCACCUGAGCUGUGAGCUCUGUUGUGAGUUGUGGGAAGAUGAGAUGGGACUUUGUGUGUUGGGGGGUGGAGAUAUCCGAGAUAGUAUUUAUUGGAAAGAAAGGCAAUAUCUGACAGAGCAUUUAACUAAAUUAGGUUUAUGCAAGUCUAGAAAAUAUCCAUCAGUAUCCCUUUUAGAUGUUGUUUCAUUUUGAUAUAAAUGUUUAAAAAAAAUGGAUAGAUGUGUAAAAUAAUCUUAUAUGGAGCCAUGUGUGGCUGCAGUAGGGUUCUGUCUCAGGAAGCUAGGUUGACCACCAAUUGUUGCCUCUUGAAUACUGCUACUUACUAAACAUAACUAGCUGCUGAAAAACUUAAGAAUGGUGUUUUACUUUUGAGUUGAAAUGUAGAUCUUUCUUGGUUCUUGGGGAAACUAUUUUGUAAGUGAGAAGGAUUAAUGUUUUCUCUGUCUUCUUUGAGCCUCCACAGCGGAGUGAAUUGAACUAAGUGUAUUAUGAGAAAGAGGAAGAGGUAAUGUUAAUGGGAACUGGAAGGGGUUGGUGGCAGCUAAUGUUAAUGGUUGCCUCUGGCUAUGACUACUGACCCAGAAUGCUGUGAAGAAAGACGAUGGGAUUAAACACGGGAGCAGGAGAGAGAGAGACUGUUUGAGAGAGUGAAUACUGGAGGAAGUCACAGGGAGGAGAGGGUGUCGAUGGACGUAAGCGAGAGGAGUCUCCACAAGACGGGUCAGCAAGACAAGCAAGGCAAGCAGUCCCUGACCAGUCACAGCCAAAAAUAGAUACAGAAGUAGAAGUGAUAUUUCUCAUUAGGUCUCAGAACUAUUGCAAAGGGAAGUGAACAAAGUUCAGACAAGAAAAGUUGGUGGAGGGUAUAUCCUUGAUAUGCUGGUGGUCUCUAUCCUCGCUUCUAACCUGGUUAGGCCUGAGUCUCAGAGUCGACUGGCCCUGCCAAGGUGGUGAAAGCAGGGAACCCGCCCAAAGCCAGACGUGGAGGAAAGGUUGGAGAUUUUGCUGAUGCAAACAGUUGGCCAACUCCAGGGGAGAUCGCAACCAAAGACAUGCAGAUCGAGGCAGUGACACGGACCGUGUCCUGCCCGCCGACUGUCAGGCAGGUCAGAGACUCAACGAGAUUCAGUGUCCCGAAAAGAACAAUGACCAAGAAGGAGUCAAAGGACAAGAGCAACGAGGAGAGCAAGGAGAACCUGAAGGCCAAGUCAGACGACUCUGGAGAGGAGAAGAACGGCGACGACGACUCCCAGAAGAACGGCCCGAAGAAAAAAGGAAACAAGCAGAAGUGGGUUCCCCUGAUGAUCGAGGUGAAGUCCGAGGGUCCCAGGGAGCGCUCGGCCUCCAGGAACAACAGCAGGCAGAACGAAAACCCCCGCCUCCCUCCCAACGCCAGGAACGACCUCAGAGACUGGCACAGUCAAAAGUACGAGCGUGAGUGGCGUGACGAUCAUGACGAGGUGUCAAGUGUGAAGAGCGAAGGGGCGCCGUUCCGCGGUGGGUUCAGAGGUCGUGGACGUGGAAGAGGAAGAGGCCGGGGACGAGGCAGAGGUAGCGGUAGAGGCCACUACGACUACCACUACAGCUACAAGUCCUACGACAUGAAGGAUGGACCCCACGGUCAGAAGUUCGGCAACGCUAUGACCUACUACUACGACAAUAUGAGCAGCAACGACAUGUUCUCCGUCGACCAGGACCUGCUGAAGGACUACAUCAAGAAGCAGAUUGAGUACUACUUCAGCCUGGACAACCUGGAGCGGGACUUCUUCCUGCGGAGGAAGAUGGAUGAUGAGGGCUUCCUGCCCAUCCCACUCGUCGCCAGCUUCCACAGAGUGAAGGCCCUCACCACCGACGUCAACCUCAUUAUGGAGUCUUUGAAGGACAGUAAGGAAGUGGAGGUGAUCGACAUGAAGAUCCGUCGGAAGGUGGACCCCGAGAAGUGGCCUCUCCCGGGCCUGAACAUGCCAAACAACACCCACACCGACUUCUCCCAGCUCAUAAACUGCCCCGAGUUUGUCCCGAGACAAAUGCCAGAGGAGCCCCAAGGUUCUCCAAGGGCCUCUACACCAGUGCACCAACUGAAGACUGAACCGGACAUCUCCAACCUCAAGACGAUGCCUAAGGGCCUCUCCGCCAGCCUCCCUGACCUGGACUCCGAGUCCUGGAUCGAGGUUAAGAAGAGGCCCAGACCCUCCCCGGCCAGACCCAAGGUCAGCACAGAGAAGGCCCCCUCGUUGCAGCAGCAGCAGCAGCAGCAGCAGAGGGAGAAGGACGAAUUGAUUCGUUCCCCGUUGCUGCAACCCGGCUCCACACCAAUGCCUGCUACCUCAGGAAAUAAGGACGGAGCCGAGCCGGACGAACCGGAAGAGCUGGACUUCAUGUUCGAUGAGGAGAUGGCGCAGAUUGACGGCCGGCGCAACACCUUCACCGACUGGUCGGACGAGGACACGGACGGCGAGAUAGACGACCACGACGUCAACAAGAUUCUGAUUGUGACGCAGACGCCGCCCUACCUGAGGAAGCACCCAGGGGGCGACCGCACAGGACACCACACGUCGCGCUCCAAGCUGACCGGCGAGCUGGUCAAGGUGAUCAACGACGGGCUCUUCUACUACGAGCAGGACCUGUGGGACGACACGUACGAGCCCGAGUACGCCACCAUCAAGCAAGAGGUGGAGAACUUCAAGAAGGUCCACCUGAUCAGCCGCGAAGAGUUCGAGUGCCUGACCCCCGAACCCCCUGUCGACCCCAAACAGGAAGUCCCGCCAGGCCCACCCCGACCUCAGCAGAUCCCCACAGAUGCUUUGGCAAACAAACUCUUCGGUGCCCCUGAGCCCUCCUCCAUAGCUCGCUCUCUCCCGACUACUGUGCCUGACUCACCCAACUACCGCAGUGCCCGGACGCCACGCACGCCUCGCACCCCUCACCGGAAGGACUCCACCAUGACGCCGCGCUUCUACCCAGUGGUGAAGGAAAGUCGACCUGUUGAUGCCAAGACGCCCAGGAAGAGGAAGACCCGACACAGCUCCAACCCGCCCAUGGAGUGUCACGUUGGCUGGGUGAUGGACUCCAGAGAGCAUCGCUCACGUACGGCCUCAGUCAGCUCUAACGCCAGCCCAUCAGAGGGCACUCCUGCCCUGGGUAACAUCGGCUGCACCCCCCAGUCCCUCCCCAAGUUCCAGCACCCGUCACACGAGCUGCUCAAGGAGAACGGCUUCACGCAACACGUCUACCACAAGUACCGCCGGCGCUGCCUAAAUGAGCGAAAGCGACUGGGAAUCGGCCAAUCGCAGGAAAUGAACACACUCUUCCGUUUCUGGUCCUUUUUCCUGCGAGAUCAUUUCAACAGGAAGAUGUACGAGGAGUUCAGACAGCUGGUGGUCGAGGAUGGGAAGGAAGGAUACAGGUACGGUUUGGAGUGCCUCUUCAGGUACUACAGUUACGGUCUAGAGAAGAAAUUCAGACCAGACAUUUUUAAGGAUUUCCAAGAGGAGACCAUGAAAGACUACGAGGCUGGUCAGCUUUAUGGACUGGAGAAGUUCUGGGCCUUCCUCAAAUACUCCAAAGCUAAAACCAUGGCGAUCGAUCCCAAGCUGCAGGAGUGUCUGAGCAAGUUUAAACGUCUGGAGGAUUUCAGGAUCGAUCCGCCUAUGGAGGAAGGGGGUCGCAGAAGACACUCGUCCAGCGGCGACGGUCGCCGCAGGCACCCAUCCCAGCCCUCCAGUCGGCCCCACAGCCAGGCCAGCUCAGGCCCCAGCCCUGCCCCCACCGCCCAGGGCCCCACAGCCAGGGAUGAUGCCAAACCCACCAGUCAGAAAACCCCCGCCACGGCCGCUGACCCCGCACCGGACACCAAGACGCUGAAGUAACGCCACAAACACACCGGCCCGCAUGGAUCAACUCAACCACGUCUGGAAGUCGCCGGUUCUCUCUGUGCAGCGGGAGGGGGGUGGGGGCAUCCAGCCCUUCGUUCACACUUACGUUUUUUUUUUAAUUGAGAGAGAAAGAAGAAAAUAUUGAAAAUUCUCUUUUUUUUCAGUUUUUUCAGUACCUUUUUUUUUUUAUCGAGGCAAAGAAUGGAUGAGGUAUCAGGCUUUUUUCCACAUCAUUGCUGGUUCACACGGUGGAUGUUUUGGCAGUGAUUUACUAUCCUGGAUUUUUUUUUUUCAUGUUUACCCCCCCUCUCCAUCACUGGAACCCCUCUUUGAUCGUCACGCUGGCUGAAAGAUUUUUGAUUCCUUGCCCAGAUCUCAGAUUAAUGAUUAUUAUUUCUUCGGCAUGUGGUGGGAUAGGAAAUAGUUUGAACCAGACUGAGCAUCUGAAAAGUCCCACAGUUGACUCGCUGGAGGCUGCGCUGCUCCUGACGUCCGACCGGACCAAAGUGGUUUGAACCAAGCGACUGACAUUUUCAUCCGCAGAGCCCAGAGCGAGCGCUCAGCUUAGGGCUGAAAAUUAGAAAUAUUUGUUUUACUUUAUGGCUGGACACUGAGGGGAGAAACAUUUAAGAGCCAAAUGAUAAAAAGAACGAAAGGAGAAAAAAAAGACUUGUAGCGCCCCCUCAGUGUGGACAUGAUCAUUGAAAGUUGCCUUAUUUUAAUGGUUUUACCGCUUCGAACUUGUGCCCGCCACCUUAUUGUUGAUUGUACAGCAUUGAAAUCACCCAUAUAUCUGGUCACAGUAUCCAGCAGAUGCCACUAAGUGGUGCUGUUCCUACAAAACUGCAUCCCCCUGCCUCGGUCCCCCCCUCCGUCACCUUUUCUCAGUUGUCUUCCAAGUGUCAUUGGGUCUGUUACAAGUCCAGUAAAUCUUCCCUGUGUUUGCGAGUCGUGGCUUUUUGUGCUGAAAACACUUCAGUCAGGUUGAAGUUUGUCGCCCCCCCUCCCCCCACUAAAGAUCUCUCUUUGGGUGCUUCCUGACUCUCUCUGAGCCCCUUCACCUUCCCCGACACACGAGCUGCAUCCAUCCGUUAAUCCAUCCGCUUGACAUCCAUCCAUCAGCUGACCAUCAGUGACACUACAGGACUGGAAUCAUCCAUCUGAAUUACUUGAAGAAACGAUGGUUAUGAGGAAGGGCCUUCGCUCUCUGUGCUAAAGCUCUGGAUGGAGACGCUAACGAGGUUCAAACAUUUGGCUUCAAACUUCAACUGUCGUUCGUUCGGCCGACCCACUGCUUCAGGAGGCCGACUGGGCCUCUUCUGUUUCACACACAUGUUCACACGUCAGUUACAGGCACGAAUACAGGUACAGAUGUAGCAGCCUGAGCAAGAUGAAAACUACACACACAGCUCGAUGUCUUGCCUCGUUGUGGACAAAAACUCAGACUGUAUUGUUUGCUCACACCCUGUUCUGCUCGGUCAUCUCUCUUCCUGCAGUCCGCUGAGUGGAUCGUUCAAUCUUCAUCCACCUCGAGUACUGAUGAUAUCAAAUACUGAUUUUCUUUUCCUCCGAUAAUGUAAAUGUGAAUUUGACAGAUGAAGAGAAAUGAUUACAGCUCCCUGCUACUUGUUUUAUUGUUUAUAGAACAGAUUAUAUAUUUGCCUUACACGUGUACGUACUCUAACUUUUUUUUUUUUUUUUUAUGGUCUCAUAAUUAUCUUUUAAUGCUUUUUAAUUUCAAUUUGCAGUGUUUCUAGCGUUGCUAUGAUAAAGGUUGGGUUUGUGUCAGGCUGUUUAAAAAAAAAAAAGAAAAAGAAACAUCUGUGGAUUUCAGAAUGGGGAACAUGGUUCACAUCACAAAAGGGAAAGUUGACAUCAGGUUGUUGACGUGUGUCCGUUAAAAACAAAACCUGUUAAUAGUUUUAUCACGUUGAAAUGAGUUAAUUUGCUGUUUUUGCCAAAAUGACAGCGACAUUUCCAACAUCUGUUGACGUGACCCAAAGAGUUAUCGAAUCUUCAGCCUCCAGGUUUUUGACAGUGUCAGCAAAGUUUAAAAUGGUUAAAAAUGAAGUUGGAGGAGAAUAUUGAGUCUUAAUACACAUGUUUAUCCUGAUGCAGAUGAAGUGACCCAUUUUUCAUUGACACAGCAUGUUUGCUGCAGAGUACAGUCACAAUAUGUUCAAAUGCUUUUGAGAAAUAAAUUAGACAAAGCCUGACAUUUUAGUUGAAUCUGUGUUGGACACAUGUGCCUGUUAUUAUUGUUAUUAUUUUUUUUAAGUCAAGGUCCUAUCAUCAUUUAGCCUGUUGGUUGACGUUCCAGCAGAUUGGAGGUGGAUAUCACAUCGUCUUGUCAGUGUUUGUUCACUUUCUUCCUCUAAACCCAAAAUUGUUGGAAACGUGAAAAUGCAAAGCUAUAUUUACUUUUCUUUUACUUUCAAUGUCAUGUUGGUUUAACUUCAGGGAGAUUUGGAUCAGUAUCAGAAACUUACAGUUGAUGCAUCAAGUUGUUUACUGGAGGUUUAAAGACAGAAAAAGCUCCAAACUGUUGAGGAAAGCAAAACUCUGUGAAUUUCCCAAAACCAGCGAAAGCCUGGAGCUGGUGUGGCUGCAGACAUGAUGUUCUGCCAGUAGGGGGUGCCUUCCUCCUGGGGCAGUCAAGUGACCCCUCCCUCUAAUGUGAUCAUCACCUGCCAUCAGACAUUUGGGCGUUUCAAGUGUUUUGGGAGCCGUCAGCCUUCUAUAUGAGCUUAGAACUGCUGUUUGCUGUCCAAACUAAACUGUAGGGGGCGCUACAGCCUCCAUUCAGCAGUUUCUCAUUGACGUAGCCAGAUGGCCGGACACAGGAGGGAUGAAUGAUGGACGCAGGGAAGAGAGGGAGCAACAGAAAACAAGAAAAAAGAGAAAGAACCUGAGUGGGGUUUGUGACGUUGCUGAGGAAUAUGGCUGGUUGUGAUGACUGGACACUGAAAACAGGACGAAAUUCCAUAAAGCCAUAUGAAUAAGAAAUAACUGUAUAUGAACCAUUAAAAUAGUUCAUUACAUUACAAUAUCCUAGGCUUGUCAUGAGGAAAAAAAGAUGAAAACGAGGAAAAGAACAAAAAAAUAUAUAAAAUGGAAAAAUGUAAAAUACUUGAAUGAGAUCUUGUAUAAUAUCAUUUAAUAUUCAUAAUAUCUGCUUUGUAGGCUGAUGUGAUUCGCUAUUAGUGUUAUUUGUAAUUUGUAGUAAUUAUGCUUUCCUUUAAUAAAGAAAAAAACCACAAAACGGACAAAAAAACCUCAAA